AUCUUUUGCAAAGAAAAAGGGAAAAUGGAGAUGCAACUAUUUCAUACUACGUUUAACUAUAUUAGUAUUUUUCUAUUAAGAUAGAUUUAUCCGAUACAAUGACGUAACCACUAGACUUACAGUCUUCGUUUUUCCAUUCCAUUUUUUACGUAAACAUUACCGAGUAUUUUAAUUCGUUUAAUGACUAAGAACAUUAAAGUAAACAAUAUGUGUUAAACUUAACAUAAUUUCCUUAAUAGUAUAAGCCAUUAAAUAAUAAUUACAAAUAUAGUUGUAGUUAGUUCAGUCAUGCGUGUUUAAAUAUGCAGAUAUGUUCGUUUGUGUUGGAGAAAUAGACCGUCCGUCAUGGAUGAUUAACAGUGUAGAAACAAUCACGUUAUCAUAUACUAUUUAAUUAUUUUUAAAAAGACUUUUCAAUGGUUAGUUGCAUCAGCUUGAACAUGACGUGUCCAUCUCUUUUGGAAGAGGAAAAUCAAAGUAAUUGAACGCGUGUGUAAAUAUGAGGAAGAAAAUCAGGGCUUAAGGUGUGCGUGUGUGUGCGUGUGUGUUAGGCAUCGAACAAAGCACAUAAUCGUGUUGCGCAAGCGAUCGAAACAAUAAGAGUAUCAUCCAUUGAAGGAUUGGCCUUCGGAGAACGACGAGAGGAAGAAAAAAAAAACGUCAGAUAGAUAGAGAAGUUGUUGUUGUUGUUGUUGUUCGGAUGUACGAUCGUGAAAGAGGUGGAGUUGUCGAAGCAAAAGAAGGAAGAGGAGGAGGAGGAGAAGAAGAAGAAGGGCAACAGUGUCGAUGGAACAACCUUCGAAAAAGGACGAAGACGAGGAGGAGAAGAAGAAGACAAGAUUUGUAACAUCUCGAGGAUGGUGAUCGGUGGUAUCACGAGAUUCCUCGUUCUCGUGCCCGUCACCGUCUGUGCCAGCAUUUCUUUACCCUUAGAGGAUUACCCUAAAUGCAACGAUCGCAGAUCUCCACCUCAGACCCUAGCGAUAUGUCGUUACGACUCGGAUUGCAUGGAAAAUGCUUACUGUUGGAAUCAGAAAGCUUGCUAUUGCAAAGACGGAUACGUCGUUUACAGGAACAACAGCAAUUACCAUUGCUUGAAAGUGGCCAACAACAUCGAGGAUACCUGUAUGGCCGAUGUCCAAUGUCACUUGACCUUUACCCUACAUUCCGAGUGUCGUAAUCAAGUUUGUCAGUGUUCUUCCACGGCACAUUUCGUAAACGGCAGGUGUUACGAAUCCAUUGGAUUGGGUAGAAUAUGUCAAACGAAUCAUAACUGUUAUGUCAAAGACAGUUAUUGCGUGGGUGGUUAUUGCAUUUGCGAUAGUAGUCAACAUUCUAAUCCUGAGAGAACAAAAUGUAUCAAUAAUUCUUAUUUAGGUGACAAAUGCGAACAGGAUUACGAGUGCGUAUCGGAGAACACUAGGUGUAUGGAAGUAUGCAAGUGUAAAGUCGAUUAUGUACUUUCUGAAGAUGGUACGCGAUGUUUGAAGGCAGCCAACUCUGUUGGUGAAGGUUGCCAAGAAGAUUUGCAGUGUCAGGAAUUUUUACAGAACACCAUCUGUCAGGAAAACGUUUGUACGUGCGUGGACAAUUAUCAUCGUCGUGGUCCUGUCUGUAUCAGAGAUGUUGGACUGGGUCAACGUUGCGUGUCCCACAACGAGUGUGUAACUCAAACCUACAAACAUUCCAAUUCAACCGAGUUGAUGAAAGUUGAUUGUUUAAAUGAUCGUUGUACUUGUGCAAAGGAUUAUAUAAUUUCUCAAGAACUGGACGAUUGCAUUCGAUACAGCGAAAGUGGUGCUACCAGUUUGCAAGCUUAUCUCUUCUCUCUGGUAAUCUUUGUAAACUUAUCUAUCUGGAUAAUGGAAAAGAUUACGGAAUCGUAAAGUACCGAACCAAAUAGUAAAACCACUGCAAUGCAACAUUUACCUUCCUAGAUGAUUAUUUUAAUUAUAUAUAUAUAUAUAAAUAUUUAUUGAAAUAUUCCUUAACUUGAUCGUGUAAAUAAGGAAGAAAAUUAGCGAUAGAUGUAGAAUGUAACCAAAGACAACGGACGUGUUAUACGCGUAGUAUUUAUUUUGUCAGGAUUUUAAAUAGAAUUUUUAUAUUAUUUAAGCCUUUCGUGUUAGGGCAUGAACGAAACUGUUUGUAGGUUUUUAGUAACGAAAGGAAACAGUAAGGGAUAAAACAAGAUGAUUCAUGGAAAUAAAAAUGAAAAUGAAGAAAAAAAUCAUUCUCACCACUUACCAUCCACAUAAUAUAAAAUAUUACCA
This is a messenger RNA of Polistes dominula (European paper wasp), 2273 nucleotides long. RefSeq names its product prion-like-(Q/N-rich) domain-bearing protein 25. Lineage: Eukaryota; Metazoa; Arthropoda; Insecta; Hymenoptera; Vespidae. The record is from RefSeq and is a predicted model, not a curated record.